Pistacia vera is the source of this 1077-nucleotide messenger RNA. Its product is annotated as 60 kDa chaperonin-like. NCBI's taxonomy places the organism in Eukaryota, Viridiplantae, Streptophyta, Magnoliopsida, Sapindales, Anacardiaceae. Gene Ontology annotation, biological process: protein refolding. The transcript is spliced from 9 exons. The record is from RefSeq and is a predicted model, not a curated record. Gene Ontology annotation, molecular function: ATP-dependent protein folding chaperone. Gene Ontology annotation, cellular component: cytosol; mitochondrion. Bases 1 to 1077 code for a protein of 358 amino acids.
AUGGAGAUAAAUCAGGCUGCUAGUGAGAUUUUUGUGUGUCAACAAAGGUAUGCAACCGAGCUUCUCUUGAGGUUUGGUAUGGAGAAUUGCAAACCAGUGAAUACUCCACUGGUUCCUAACCUGAAAUUAAGCAAAAUAGAUGGUGCAGAGAGGGUUGAUGAAGGGAAAUACAGAAGCUUAGUAGGAAGUUUGCUGUAUUAUACAGCCACCAGACCUGACCUUAUGUUCACAGCAAGUUAUCUCUCAAGGUUCAUGAGCAACCCAAGUGAACUGCACUUUAAGGCUGCAAAACCUGUGCUGAGUGAUGCAAGAAGCACCUCUGGUUAUGUGUUUUACCUGAAUAAGGGUGCAAUCAGUUGGCUGUCAAGGAAGCAAGAGACUGUGGCACAGUCUACUGCUGAAGCUAAAUAUGUCUCUGCUGCAGUAGCAGUAAACCAGGCUGUGUGGCUGAGAAAAAUGUUGGAUGACUUGCACCAAGUAGCCACUAUCUCUGCAAAUGGUGAACAUGAGAUUGCAGAAUUGAUAGCAAGAGUAAUAGAAAAGGUUGGAAAGGAAGGAGUGAUUACUGUUGCUGAACUUGAAAAUCCUUACAUUCUCAUUCAUGACAAGAAGAUAUCAGACAUGAACUCACUUGUGAGAAUAUUGGAGCUGGCUCUAAAUAAAAACAGAGAACUCCUUGUUGUAGUUGAGGAUGUGGAAAGUGAUGCACUAGCUAUGCUCAUUCUCAACAAGCAUCAUACUGGUGUUAAGGUCUGUGCUAUUAAAGCUCAUGGAUUUGGGGAGAAUAGACGAGCAAAUCUAGAUAAUCUCGCUAUUCUAACUGGUGGAGAGGUUAUCUUUGAAGAUCGUGGUCUAACUCUUGAUAAAGUCAAAAUAGAAAUGCUUGGCACUGCAAAAAAGGUCACUAUCUCUGUUGAUGACACUAUCAUUCUACAUGGUGGUGGGGAUAAGAAGUUGAUUGAAGAGAGAUGUGAGCAGGCAUGUUUCGGUGCGGUUCAUUGCCAACUGAUGGAUGUGGUUCAUCCGGGGAUGGUCCCAUGCACAAAGUCAACUUUGAUGCCAAGAACGAGUACGUGA